Molecule: messenger RNA, 3366 nt
Organism: Lethenteron reissneri (Far Eastern brook lamprey)
Lineage: Eukaryota; Metazoa; Chordata; Hyperoartia; Petromyzontiformes; Petromyzontidae
Product: S phase cyclin A-associated protein in the endoplasmic reticulum-like
Source: RefSeq, a predicted model, not a curated record
GUGACUUGACUCGUGUUGAGAUGUGGGUGCCGUCACACCCCCUCGACUCUAUGUGAUCCUCGGCUUCGUCUCCUGCUUCGCACACAGAGACCUGGACUGCGCGAGAGACGCUGUUAGUUCUGUGCACCCUGCUCUGCAAUUGGCCACCAUGGAGAUGAGCCAAUCUGGAGAGGCGAGGAAUGAGGGCGAAUUUUGUACCACGUGGAGGGCGCUGUCCUCAGAGGGCACCGCCUCCAUCUGCAUCAAAUCACCGCAAGACCACGAUCGGCGCCUGGAUUCGAAUUCAGGCCACUGCUGUUUCCGGUCACGCCCGCCAACACCACCGCACCACGUGGCCAGCCAGCCAUCCAGGCGCAUGAGGGAGGGGCCUCGCGGUAGUGACGUCACGUCUGUUACGUCAUAGCCACGUCUCCGCUCAUCGUCCAGAGGAAUGCGAACGAGGCAGCAGCAGCAGCAGACACCUUUUGAUAGCGAAUCUUCAACGAGGCCCUCCAACAUCAAACAGAAAUUUCUCCUUCCCAACAACAUGGACAGACAACUCAAGUGGGCUGAGAUCUUGGAGGAUUAUGAGGCCCGGGAGUCGUGGCGCCAGUCGACCACGUGGGGAGACAUUAUGGAUAAAGUGGACCCUUUCCCAGGACAAAGUUAUGAGAAUUGCUCCCCAAAGAGGAGCAUUGGGGAGUUGAAGCACUUCAGCGGAGUGAAGCGUCUCCAGGAGAAGCACCUUGUGAAGGAGAAAUGCACCAUGGAAAAGGAGCACCUCAUUGAGGUGCAGCGCCUUGCCAGGGUGAAGUGGCACACAGAGGAGAAGUGCCCCAGAGACAAUCUACUCAAGAACCGCCUCAUUGAAAAGCACCUCAUUGAAGUAAAGUGCUUCAGGGAUGAGAAGCGUCUUCGCAAGGUGAAGUGUCUCGAGGAGAAGCAUUGGGAGGAGGAGAAGCGUCUUGCCAGGGUGAAGUACCUUGGAGAGGUGAAGCGUCUCCAGGAGGAGAAGUGUCUCAAGGAGGUGGAGCGCAUCACUGAAGAGAAGCGCCUCAUUGAAGUGAAGCGCCUCGCCAGGGUGAAACACCUCACACAGCAGAAGUGCCUCAGAGACAAUCUCCUCAAUAAUGUGAAACACCUGAUGGAAAAGCGCCUCAUUGAGGAGACAAGUGUAAUGCGGGCGCGGGCGACCUCCCGGAUGUGACGUCACGGAGAGGUGGAGUUAGGUGACGUGGGAGGAAAGGUUAAGGUUCUUAAGGGAGGAGACCGGAAGAGGAAGGGAGAACGAGUGGGACUGGACCAGAGUAAGGCCACGUGGGCAAAGCCAAGGGGUGGCAGCGGCGGCCAGCGGUGGCCAGCUAAGGGAGCAGCCAGCGGAGCUGCGAGAGAAGACAGCGGUGGGGCGGCUGGAGAGAAGGCGGACGAGGAGCUGCGGGGAACACAGCCGGCGAGGCUGUGUGUGAGGGAGAGGCUACGAGAGCGACGAGAGGAGAGAGAGGCUGAGAGAACGACGAGGGGAGAAACUGCAGGAGAGCAGUAUCAGUGUCAGUAUAGAGUCUUAUAGAAGGACAGCCGUGCGGGUUAAGAGAGAAGAACCGAAUAAAGGACACCAAGCCAGACAUCGUGGUCGAGUCCUUUAUUACAUUGGUGUCGGAAGUGCAACGGCAUGUCGAAACAAGUGAGAAAGAAAAAUGUUCCAGCGCCGGCAUCGGCUUCUUCGUCCGAAGACGAAGACUUCCCUCCAAACAUGGAUCCUGCCAGGGUGGUGGAGGAGAGCCCUGCUGAAACGAGUGCGGGGACGGGAGUGGAAGAUGUAGCCACAGUGUCAGGGCCGCCGACACCAUCAGACGCUGAUCGGCGAUGGCUGCAGGUGGCUGAGCAACUGGAGACUCUCAAGGACGCCCUGGGCCAAUUGUGUCAUCUCGUCACCCCAAGCACGGCGACGGAGAGAGCGGAGAGUGCUCCACAGGCCGCCACGGGUUCUUCACUCCCGGCGCCAUGGGCCACGCGGCAGGAGGCCGCCAUCUUGCGCGUGCCGCGGCGGGAAUCCGCCAUCUUGACCACGCCGCGAUUCGACGCCAUUUUGAAUUUGCCUCCGGAGGAACCAUCGGCGGAGGGCGGAGUGAAGCGAAGUCGGAGUCGCCAUCUCACCACGGUCAAGGAAUUCGCCAUUGGGGGCGACUGGAGCGCUUUCGCCUGCAGAUUUUUAGCGGCGGUCCGUUCUGCGAGAUGGACCGAUGCUGAGGCCUUGGAAGUGUUGCCGACUCUUCUGGACGACGAAUCUGUUCGAUUUUUUCGCUCCAUUAAGGCCGAGAAGAAGAGGACAUUAUAUGGAGUUUUUCAAGAAAUGGCCGACGCCUACGAGCCACCUGACGACGCGCAUCGGCGAUUCGCUCAACGACAACGAGCGCCCGAGGAGUCGCCUGUGGCGUACAGGGGUGCAGUGCUUGAUUUGGCUAUGGCCGCGUAUCCAGAUACAACGCCUGACCUGCUCGAGCCUCUCAUCUUGGGCAAGAUGCUCGAGCUGUCGCGGGAUCUUGGGAUUCCCAUGCCGGUGUGCGGGCAUGAGAAGCUCACCUCCCGGGCGGCGGCGAAAUGUCUGGAUGCACAAUUCAACCUACGACGAUGGAAACAGGUCACGGCGUGGACAGGGGGGCCCGUCGCGGAGGGUGGCGCUCUGGGUUGGGACCCUACGAAGUCGGUAUACGUGCCGGAUGAGCGGGGCCCUCAGGAGCUGACGGCCGCCUCGGUGCCAUGGUCAGGCCGCGGUGGACCGGCCUCUCGUGCUGCACCGCCGAUACGCGGGCGGCGCGAUGCAAGGCCUGCGCUUCGGCGCAACGACGCCGAUUGCUUCCGCUGCGGACGGAAGGGCCACUACGCGAAGGACUGCUGGGCCCGCAUCCCGGGUCCGCCACAACAGGAGGCCUCAUUACCGGCCAAGCCGCCCAAGGAUCCACCGAAACAGGCAAGUCGGCACGCACCAGACACCCGGCAAGGCUUUACACCUCACCCAUCACCUUCGUUGUGCGGUCAUAGUGUUGUUGUUAAAGAGGGACCUUCGACGGGGCCUUGUCGCUCUGUGACGCAGUGGCGCAAAUUGGCACGGAGGGUUGUUGCGGCCGCUACGGGUUCGUCCACCGUGCCGGGGUCUAUACAAGGGGUGGACGUGCGCAUUUUGGUCGAUUCCGGGGCGUCCGCGACUAUUAUUUCGGAUGUCAUUUUUCAUCUGUUAGGCAUCCCACCCGGGGCCGUGCGUCCGGUUUACGGGUCGUGCGUCGCUGCGAACGGGGGUAGUAUGGGCAUCGUGGGCCAGGUGGACGCUAAAAUAUCUAUUGGGGAUGUGUCGGCCUCGGGCGUUGUGUUGAUUUCAAGAUCCUUGGCAGU